Drosophila albomicans is the source of this 5940-nucleotide messenger RNA. Its product is annotated as transmembrane channel-like protein. The transcript has 18 exons. Gene Ontology annotation, cellular component: plasma membrane. Lineage: Eukaryota; Metazoa; Arthropoda; Insecta; Diptera; Drosophilidae. The record is from RefSeq and is a predicted model, not a curated record. The coding region runs from base 106 to 5763 and encodes 1885 amino acids. Gene Ontology annotation, molecular function: mechanosensitive monoatomic ion channel activity.
AACUCGGGCGUCACCUCACCACAUCAAUUAUCCGUGACCUGGGCGCCGCCAUGCGACUGGGAUAAGGACAAAGGCGGAGGAGGAGGAGGAGGCGGAGGCUGGCAGAUGCAGAGCAGCGCCGACGAGCGUCGAGAAUACUAUCGAGGACAAAGGGGACGCAGAACUGCUUCACAGGACGAUAACAGAUCCUAUGAACUGAACGAUUUGCACACCACAGCACAUAAUCAGAGCAGCGACGUCGACAGCAACGCCUAUAACUAUCACGAGUCACAACAGCAUUCACAUUAUCAGCCGCAGGACCUUCCAUACGAGCAACAAAAUGGCGUCGGCGAUGUGGACGAUGAGGAGGACUACUCAAUUUCCGUAUCGGCGAUAAUGCAAAGACGUGCCAGUGUGCGUGGCUAUCGAGGCAAACGUGGCAGUCGCAGCUCGCGACGUGCAUCGAGUCCCAUGGAUCACGUGCUCGAUAGUGUGGAGCGGCGACGCUCCAGUGUUUAUACCACAAGCUCAGAGGAGGGCACCAAUCAGGAGUCCACGCAGGAGCAAAUCUUUGAGAAUAUACGCCUGCACAAGGAGGUCAUACAAUCGGUCAAAUUACAGCCAUGGCCCAUACGCAAGAAGUUGAAGCUGGUGCGGCAGGCCAAAACGUAUGUGGCACGCCACGAGGGAGCGCUGCAGGAACGCUUUGCCAUGUCACGCAGCACCCGAGAUUUGUGGGCGAGGUUUAAAAUUUUAAUGGCAGCGCGAUGGCGGCACUGGAAACGUGAAACCACCAGCUUACUCACAGUGCUCAUACCCUGGGAACUGCGCAUCAAGGAAAUCGAAUCGCAUUUUGGCUCCGGCGUCGCAUCCUAUUUUACAUUCCUGCGCUGGCUCAUGUGGGUCAACAUUAUGAUUGCCAUUCCGUUGGUGGCCUUUGUCAUUGGACCGGAGUACUUUGCAACGAAACACGAUGAAACGGAUCCGCGAAAACGCAUGUCCGAACCGGAAUACAAAGUAGCCGGUAAUCUUUUCACAUUCUGGGAAUUCGAGGGCUACUUGAAGUAUUCACCCAUGUUUUAUGGUUAUUAUUCGAGCACUUCCGGCAUCAGCACAUCCGGCUAUAAGCUGCCGUUGGCUUACUUCCUCACUGCCGUGCUCGUCUACAUCUACAGCUUUGUGGCCACGCUAAGAAAAAUGGCGGAGAAUUCGCGCAACUCGAAACUUUCCUCGAAGGAUGACGAGUGCGUCUUCUCGUGGAAACUCUUCACCGGCUGGGACUUUAUGAUAGGACACGCGGAGACGGCGCAUAAUCGCAUCGCAUCCGUUGUUGUUGGCUUCAAGGAGGCGCUACUCGAGGAAGCCGAAAAGAAAAAGGAUAAUCGCAACUGGCGCGUGAUAUUACAAAGGAUAUUGGUUAACAUUCUGGUCAUGGGCCUGCUGGGAUUAUCGGGAGCCACAGUCGUCCUGCUGGUGAAUCACUCUGAGGAUUUGGCCAAGCACGACAAUUGGCUCAGUCGCAAUGCCGUGAAUGUGACCAUGACGCUGUUAUCCUUCUUCCUUCCCAUGAUAUUCGAAGCCUUGGGCCUCUUCGAGAACUGGCAUCCCAGGCAGCAGCUGCGUCUGCAACUUGCGCGCAUCAUGAUACUUAACAUGUUGAAUUUGUAUUCGCUGAUGUUCUCGUUCAUCUACAAGAUCAACAGCAAAGAGAAACCGCUCCAGAUGCUGAAGCUGGAGAACGAAACCAACACGCAGGAGCUGCACCACCUGAUGAGCUCCAUUGAGACACUGCGAGCGAUGACAACAACGACGCCGCUUUACAGUGACAGCACGUCGGACGGCUUCUCUGAUGAUCUGACCACAACGACGCCUUGGGGAGCCGAUUCUUCGGGCACCACCGAUGCGCUCUUCUCUAGCACUGCGGUGGGUGCAAUGUUGUCAACGGUGCAGCGAAUUAAGUGCUAUAACAUAACUUUUAAAUGCUCAAAACCACGACUAUUUCGGAUAUUUGGCAAUCCCAAAAACAUUACCACCACCUUGAUGCUGCUGAAUCUGACAACAACCACAAUGUUGCCCAGCAUAACGACGCCAACAACAACCACCGAAAUGUGGACUUCGCCGCCACCCAUAACAACUACUGAAACAACGACAACGACGACGACGACACCUUGGACUACCUUACCCACAACCACUCCAACGACAACAACCACCAAAGCAACAACCACAACGCUGCCAACCACACAAAGUACAACAACAACAACAACCACAACGACAACUGCGGCGCCAUUUACCACCGAUGAGGAUGGCUCCUAUGACUAUGGCAGCGAUGAGCCACAGUUGGGUUCAUCCAGUACUACAACGACGCCAGCGCCGGGCAACGAUAGCUACUUCAACUAUGUGGAUUACUUUGAAGGUGGCGAGUUGCCCGAUGGCGCCGAUGAGCUGGUUACCACUGAGCAAUCAGAUGAUCCGUUGGCACAGGCGCUGGCUCAACUGGAUGAGCAGCCACGGAAGAAAAGGCAGGUGGAGCAAUCGCCACCUGUGUGGCACACCAGCAGAUACAGUCGAAGGCAUCGAAAUGGUAGCACGACACUGUCAGAGCCUACAACACCCGCUAGUUACACACCGCCACCCAUCUACAGACCACCCUAUAGGCCAGCACCACCAGUAUGGACGCCACCAACAAGCAGCAGCAGCACCACCACCACCACGACCACAACACGUCCUCUAAGCCGACUGAGUGAGGAAGAGUGGCGACGUUUUCUGCAAGAGAGGCGCAACAAAUUCAACAUUCCCAACAUCACCACCACAACUACCACCAGCACCACUCCGAAACCCAACACCGCCACGAGACCUACGACGACAACUACCAUACGCACCACUGAGGCGCCAACAACCUCAACAACGGAGAACAUAGAAAGCAGCAGCAGUACUACAGAGAGCUUCAGCUCCAGCAGCAGCAGCGAUGGAAUCUUCGGCUCUAGCAGCACCACCGAAGAUGAUGAGAACAUAGUUGGCGGCAGCACAACUACAACACCCUUCUAUAUAGACUACGCGCAGAUUGAGGGCAUUGGCAGCACAGUCUUCUACGACAACGAUGCGCAACAUGGCAACACCGAGCACUGUGUGAUCACCGUUUGUCCGCCCGAGAAUCAGGACUUCUUCGGCAGCACCACCACAGCCGACGGACUGGAAACCACACUCAGUAGCGAAGCGCGGCAAACCACAGUGAAGAAGACUCCUCUAGAGUUGCAAGUGGAGCGACUGAAGGAAGUGCGUAAGGCACUGAAAACCAUUCAAAUGAAUCUUACAACAAUGUGCUGGGAGACAUCAUUGGGUCAGGAGUUGUCAAAGGUCAUCGUCUUUGAUGGGCUCAUGUCCAUCGUGGCGCCGCUAUGCAUCGACUUUCUGCGUGCCCUAUUUGUGCGGUAUGUCAAUCAAAACUGGUGCUGGGACAUGGAGAAAACGUUUCCGCAGUAUGGAGACUUUAAGAUAGCUGAGAACAUCCUGACGUUGAUUAAUAACCAGGGACAGGUGUGGAUGGGCAUUUUCUUCUCACCCGGUCUUGUGCUCAUCAACCUUGUCAAACUGAUGAUUAUGAUGUACUUUAGAUCCUGGAUUGUACUCACCUGCAAUGUGCCACACGAGGUGGUCUUUAAAGCCUCCAAAUCGAACAACUUUUAUCUAUCCCUGUUGCUGACCAUGUUGUUCCUCUGUGUGCUGCCCGUUGGCUAUGCUAUUGUUUGGCUGCGUCCUUCCUGGCACUGUGGACCCUUUUCCGAGUACAAUCGCAUCGCUGAGUUCAUAACAAAUACCACCAGAAACGCGCUACCCAAGCAACUUCAUGAGCCACUGGACUAUCUGACAUCGUCGAGUACCGUUAUACCGCUUCUUUUGCUACUCAUACUCAUCAUUUAUUAUCUCAUAUCGCUGACGGGGGCGUUACGCGAAGCUAAUCAGGAUCUGCGUACACAGUUGCAGAAGGAGCGCGAGGAGGAGCGCAAAAAGAUUUUCAAAGUUCCCGAGGUUAAGCAGGCGGAACCAACCGCCACAACACUGACAAAUCGCUGGCGCAAAGUGCUCGAGGCAUCGUCCCCCGUCACGCCCACACAGCCGCCAGAUUUUGAUAACGAAGAGUACAAGAAUCAGGCACGCAAAGAGCUCAUCUCACGCAUCAUGAAGAAGGCAUUGCGCAAGGGUUCAGCCACCUCGGAUGACGACUCGUUGCGUCGCGACGACGACGACACGGACACUGAGCACCAAGACUCGUUGCCUCACGACGAGGAGCCCAAGGAGAAGCGCAGCUUUGGCCUGUCACGCUUGCAACAAAUACGUCGCACCCGGAAACCCUCGCUCGUGGACAUCGUGCAGAUUGCCAAGCAGGAACGAGCACGUUCCGAUUCCAUUGCAGCGGCCGCAAAUGCUGGUGGCAGCAGUCCCGGUACCAACCACUUUCCCGUCAAGGAACCGCAUCCUAAGAGUCGCUUCAAGGUGGACAGACAUGAGCGCAAGGAGCGGGAAAGUUUCAGGGAGAAAAAGGAGCACAAGCAUAGGCAACAGCCACCGCCCUAUGACCCACCAAAUGAACACGAUCCGGAGACUAACUCGCGCAUUGUGAAUGAACGACGCGCUAGCUUGUUGCGUCGCAAGCGGGACAAAGAGAAGGACAAGGAGAAGGAGAAGGAGAAGGAGAAGGAUGAGCAAUCGAAGCCCACAACACCCGAGGCGGAAGCACAGGCUCCUGAGCCAGCGGCACCUGAGAGUCACUUUCACAUAGUGGACGAAAAGAAGCCUCCCGAACAUGAGGAGCAACAAGAGCGGCCACCUCCGCCGCCGGUUAAAGAGGGCGGUCCCCUCGAAGGUCUCGGGUUGAGCAAAUUCAAGUUCCGCAGACACAAGUCGAAGCACAACUCGUCGACCAGCAGACAAGAGCCUGAAGUAUUUAAGUUUGAUGACAAGAGUCUCGAGAAGAAUAAAUCCGGAGAGAUUCCCCAAGUGCCCAGCAGCGAGCACCUAAACUGUGAGCUGACAAGUAGCAACUCCAAUGGCAAUGGCAAUGGAUCGUCUGGUGAGCCGCAGCCGUUGCCUUCACCCACUCCUAGCUUGGGUCUGAGUCAGCGCCAAAUGAAUGCAGAGAAACUGGCGGCAUUGUCUCGCCAGGGACGCAAGAAAAUUGGUUCCCUGUUGGCACUCGUACGUGAGGCAGUUAAUCUGAAAAAGGACGAUGUUGAGCAAGGGUCAGAUGAGUCGCCAGGGCCCACAACACCCACAUAUUUGGCCUACACACCGCCACCACCACCUUCAGUGUUGUCGAGCAACUCAAGUGCCACAGCUCUGGACAUGCCACCAACGCCAGAGCCGGAUUCACCCACACCCAGUGCGCCACUGCACUUUGGCAGCAGCACAUCCUCAUCGUCCAGUCGUCCAACCAUCAAGCCUCCAAUACCACCCGCAGUUGGUGGCCCCAACUCAUCAUCCACGCCCACUCUAGCCACCAUGGAUGAUUUGGAGGAACUGGAUCUGCCUGGUCCGAUUACCUUCCCCAAACGCAGUGCUUCCCAGCGGCGUCGCGUCAUGCGAGAGGACUCCCAAAGUUCUAUCUGGUCCGACAACAUUCCAACGAUUACCAUCAGCACCACAGGCAGCGACGAAUGCAUUGUGGAGCCUGAAGUAACACCUUCGGCUCCUGCUAUGAAUGGACAUCCAGAGCGAAGCGAUUCACCUGGUCCCACUGUGAAUAUCAUAAAGAUCGAUAUUGAGGAGAGCGAAGAUGAGGAAAAGUAAUUUUACAAGUGUCCUUCAACAACCAGAGUGUCUUCUUAGUCCAAGAAAAUUGUUUAGUCUACUUACCACUUAGCUUAAACAUGUUAUGAACAACAAACCCUAGUAAAUUCAAUACUCCUCUCUCUUCAUCUAUUUGUCUAUCCUACAACACGAAACUUAAUAAAAAAAAUAGAUUGC